Octodon degus (degu) is the source of this 3064-nucleotide messenger RNA. It is a transcript of the gene Znf84, whose product is annotated as zinc finger protein 84. Gene Ontology annotation, molecular function: RNA polymerase II cis-regulatory region sequence-specific DNA binding; DNA-binding transcription factor activity, RNA polymerase II-specific. Bases 290 to 2497 code for a protein of 735 amino acids. The record is from RefSeq and is a predicted model, not a curated record. The transcript has 5 exons. Gene Ontology annotation, biological process: regulation of transcription by RNA polymerase II. NCBI's taxonomy places the organism in Eukaryota, Metazoa, Chordata, Mammalia, Rodentia, Octodontidae.
UCAUCACCACUUAGCAAUAAAGAAAUAGAGGCUCAGAAGACAAGAAAAAAGGAAAAAAUAAUAAACGGUGUAAUUCUACAAUAAUUGUGAAUAUUUUGAAUUUUCAGAUCUGGAUUCUUAAAAGUAAGCCUGCUUCUGUGAGAUGAGAACAGGCUUCCUGGGACCAAAAAUUCAUUCACAGUGGAGAAGACCCAGCUAAGACCACCCCACACCUUUGGGGGAGAAGCAGAAGAGACCUAGAACACAACACGUCUCACAUUUGCUAGUCAUCUUGUGCAGGCAACAGAAAAUGACCACAUUACAAGAAUCGUUCUCAUUUGAAGAUUUAUCUGUGGACUUUACCCAAAAGGAGUGGCAGCUCCUGGAGCCACACCAGAAGAACUUGUACAGGGAUGUCAUGUUGGAGAACUACAGCAGCCUUGUGUCGCUGGGAUAUACAGUCAUGAAACCAGAUGUCAUCUUCAAGUUGGAGCAAGGCGAAGAACCCUGGGCCGGAGAUGAAGUUCAGCAUGCAGAAGUCUGGCAAGUACAUGAUCCUAUAACGUGGCAACAGAACAACCAAGACCAACCUAGAAGUUUGAGAAGAUGUCAUGAGUGGGAUGUGUUUGGAAAAAAUUUCUCUGUCAGCAUGGAUUUUGUUCCUUUAAGUAAGUCAAACAAUGAAGAUGACUUAGAUGGAUUGAUUAUGGAACAUAAUUUAGAUUUGCUAAUCCCAGAAGCAAACUGUGAAAGAAGAGACUCAGAUGGCUUUAAUGUAUUUGAUCAAUUAUUUCUUAAUACCAAGCCUCAGGAAGUUGAUACUUGGUUAAAAUACUAUCAGUGUGAUAAGUGUGAUAGUAUUAACUAUAAAAAGUCCCAGAUUGUCAUUUAUCACAGGACUCGUCUAGGGGAAAAACUCUAUGAAUGCAGUGAAUGUAGAAAGCGCUUCAGCAAGAAAUCCAGCCUCAUUAAACAUCAGAGCAGACACAUCAGAGAAAUCGCUUAUGGCUGUGGUAAAUGUGGGAAAACCUUUCCCCAGAAGUCACAGUUCAUCACGCACCAUAGAACUCAUACUGGAGAGAAACCUUUUGACUGUGGCCAGUGUGGAAAAGCCUUCUCUCAAAAGUCACAGCUCACAUCCCAUCAGAGGACACACACAGGAGAGAAGCCCUAUGAGUGUGGUAAGUGUGGCAAAGCCUUUUCCCGGAAGUCACAUCUCAUAUCACAUUGGAGGACACACACCGGAGAGAAGCCCUAUGGAUGCACUGAGUGCGGGAGGGCCUUCAGUGAAAAGUCAAAUCUCAUUAAUCAUCAGAGAAUUCAUACAGGAGAAAAACCAUUUGGGUGCAGGGAAUGUGGUAGGGCUUUUAGCAGGAAGUCACAGCUUGUAACACAUCAUAGGACUCACACAGGAACAAAGCCCUAUGGGUGUAGUGAUUGCAGAAAAGCCUUCUUUGAGAAAUCAGAACUCAUUAGACAUCAGACAAUUCACACUGGAGAGAAACCAUAUGAAUGCAGGGAAUGUGGGAAAGCUUUCAGAGAGAGGUCAAGCCUCAUCAAUCAUCAGAGAACCCACACGGGAGAAAAGCCUCAUGGAUGUCUGCAGUGUGGAAAGGCCUUCUCCCAGAAGUCACAUCUCAUAUCGCAUCAGAUGACACACACAGGAGAGAAGCCCUUUGUGUGCAGUAAAUGUGGAAAGGCCUUCAGCAGAAAGUCCCAGCUUGUUAGACAUCAGAGAACUCACACAGGGGAGAAACCCUAUGAGUGCAGUGAAUGUGGGAAAGCUUUCAGUGAAAAGUUAAGCCUCACUAAUCAUCUGAGGAUUCAUACAGGAGAAAAGCCCUACAUGUGCAGUGAAUGUGGAAAAGCCUUUUGUCAGAAGUCACAUCUCAUAUCACAUCAGAGGACACACACAGGUGAGAAACCCUAUGAAUGCACUGAAUGUGGGAAGGCCUUUGGUGAGAAGUCAAGUCUUGCAACUCAUCAGAGGACUCACACAGGAGAAAAACCUUACGGAUGUAGGGACUGUGACAAAGCCUUUUCCCAGAAGUCACAGUUAAACACUCACCAAAGAAUUCACACUGGAGAGAAACCCUAUGAAUGUAGUCUUUGUAGAAAAGCCUUCUUUGAGAAGUCGGAGCUAAUUAGACAUCAGAGAACUCAUACUGGAGAAAAACCUUAUGAAUGCAGUGAGUGUAAAAAAACCUUCAGAGAGAAAUCAAGUCUUAUUAAUCAUCGAAGAAUACACACGGGAGAGAAACCCUUCAAAUGCAGGGAAUGUGGCAAAGCCUUCUCUCGGAAGUCACACCUCAUUCCACAUCAGAGGACACACACAGGUGAGAGGCCUUAUAGCUGCAAUGAGUGUAGGAAAGCCUUUUCUCAGAAGUCACAACUUGUGAAUCAUCAGCGGAUUCACACAGGAGAGAAACCUUAUCAAUGCAAUGAGUGUGGGAGAGCUUUCUCCCAGAAGUCACAGCUUAUUAACCACCAGAGAACUCACACAGGACCAAGGCCCUAGGAGGACACAAGUCAACCUAAGAGAUGCACACAUUUGCUUUAGGAAAUGCAGUAUGGUAAAUCUUGUCAUAAUGGUCACAUCCCAUUGUAUGUCAGACUGUCAGUUAAGGUUUUGUAUGUGAAGUUAUGAAGGGGAGAUUUCAGCAGGCAAGCACUCUCCUAUCUGCACUCAUGGAGAAGAGGGAGCCUGUGAGUGCAGUGAGUCUCAGGAACCUUCCAAAGCAGUUGAGCUUUAUUUCAUUGACUGACCAAGGAGGAAUCCUGUGUCAGAAAUCAUUCUAGAAGUUAGUCUCAUUAGCUAUUAGAAAUGUUUCACUGCCUUACUUGUGUGCUGUAAAUUUAUCAAGAAAUGACAUUUCAUUGUACUUAAGAAAAUGACCUUAGGAAUGAAAUUAUAUGAAAAAGUAUAAAGAAAGUCUUCAUCAAGUUAAUUAACUGCAUUGUAUUUUAGAAAAUUCAUAUUACAGGUAAACCUAACUAACAUAUUGGAAAGACAGUGUCUAUACAAAUAAUGUUAUGAAGGGAAGCCAUACCAGUUUGCUGUUAUUUGUUCUUUUUGAAGUGAGGU